Molecule: messenger RNA, 1173 nt
Organism: Protopolystoma xenopodis
Lineage: Eukaryota; Metazoa; Platyhelminthes; Monogenea; Polystomatidea; Polystomatidae
Source: the annotation of a GenBank genome assembly
GGGGUACCAGGUGGAGGCGAGUUCGGGCGAGAGAUGCCUGAGAAGGGACUCGAUGCGCUCCACGCUGAGCGAGAUCUCGACGUGCCGGUGCAUCAGAUCGGAGAGUUGGCAUUCGAUCCGCUCAAGGCGAGGCCGCAAGUGGCCGGCUUCGACCUCGGACUCGCCAUGUGCUUCUGCGCAUCCUCCUCCUCCUCCAUCUCCUCUCCUCGGCUCCGAGUUCGAGUCCGUCCUGUCUGCGGCUCGGACUCUGCUCGCCUCCCCGUCGACAUCCGCGCCAGUCACAGCCUCCGGCUCGACUACGCUCGCCCGCCUCCCCGUCUCCCCAUCGCUCGACUCCUCUUCACCGUUCACCAAAUGACGCCCAGUCUGCUCAUUGGCCUCAUUUGUCUCUCACCGUCUCUUGCUCGUCUCUUUCCGCCAAUCUCAGACUUGUCGUCGGGGCUGACGACCUCGGCGACGCAGACCCGACCGAGGCUCGAGCCGCACAGUCGCUUCUGCCCGCCAGUCUGGCCAGGCCAAGGGAGUAGCGCACGGCCGCGGCGACCGCAGAUACCGGCUCGGAUGGCGACAGGCCUCUUCGCAACUCACCCGACGCCUCGGCAUUGGCCGACUUGCCCGGUCUCGGCAGCAGAUAGUCCAAUUCCAUCAUCACACACGACCGCUAUGCCCCACCUGAGCUCGGCCGCCGAGUCCUGCACCGGCUCGAGCCCACACACUCACUCGCACACAAGCAGGCACACACCGACACACGGACUAGGAGGAGGGCACCGGCACACCUGCACGCACAAACAAGCAUACACGCAUCCGCUCGUCGUCGUCGUCGUCGUCGUCGUUGGCGCCGUCGGAGGAGGACCGAGCUGUUGGCGGACAAGAUCUGUACUGCUUCAAGACGCCGCCGUGCGAGUCUGCAAGUCUGACGUGGCGGCGGGACUGAGGCGAAGAGACGCAAAGUUGUGUCUGCGUAAGCACCCAGCCAGACCGGUCAACCGACUGCCCACUUCACUCCGCCAGCCACACCACAUACACCGUUACGAGGACGGUGGAACUGUUCAUGCACACACCAACACACACACACACAUGCACAGACACCAGACCCAUGUGUGCAUCUGUCGCCUUAGAGACAUUCGUGCACAUGUGCACAAAUACCUCUCUGCUCGUUCGGCCUACACAUGA